GUGUGAGUGUGUGCUCAGUCUGUCACACCCCGGCUCACUUCCUUGUUAGAGCAAAUACACAAAGAUUGUCAGAAGCAUGCACGCUUCUCCGUGCACGCGAUAACGCGCUUCUCGUCCUGAGAACUUCUUGAAGAGUUUUGUUGUCGUCACGCGGAACCCGGCAGUGCGCGAGGAGGCGGACUCAGGGAGACCUGGACAGAGACACGUACGGAGACACGCACGGAGACUUGUGGCUCUACAGCGGCAGACGGGGACACUAGAGACAGGUGUGAGCGCGUGAGGGGGACCGUUUCCGUCUUCCCGCGUCGCGUGGCCCGGACCCGGCUCCAGCAUGUCGGACUCGGCCUCCAGCUUCCUCCACAUCGGGGAUAUCGUGUCCCUGUUCGCGGAGGGUUCCGUCAACGGCUUCAUCAGCACCCUGGGGCUGGUGGAUGACCGCUGUGUGGUGGAACCGGCUGGUGGAGACCUGGAGAACCCUCCAAAAAAGUUCCGAGACUGCCUGUUUAAAGUUUGUCCCAUGAGUCGAUAUUCUGCUCAGAAACAAUUCUGGAAAGCAAAGCAAGCAAAGCACGAGAAGGACAAAAUCGCUGAUGUGGUGCUGCUGCAGAAACUCCAGCAUGCCUCUAACUUGGAGCAGAAGCAGAACGAGACGGAAAAUAAGAAAGUCCACGGAGACGUCGUGAAGUACGGAACCGUCCUGCAGCUGCUCCACAUGAAGAGCAACAAGUACCUGACGGUGAACAAGAGGCUGCCGGCGCUGCUGGAAAAGAACGCCAUGCGGGUCACGCUGGACGGGACGGGGAACGAGGGCUCCUGGCUCUUCAUCCAGCCCUUCUGGAAGCUUCGGGCCAACGGGGACAACGUGGUUGUGGGGGAUAAAGUGAUCUUGAACCCGGUGAACGCCGGUCAGCCGCUUCACGCUUCAAAUUAUGAACUGAGCGACCACCCAGGCUGCAAGGAGGUGAACUCGGUGAACUGCAACACAAGCUGGAAGAUCAACCUGUUCAUGAUGUUCAGUGACCAUCGAGAGGAGGUCCUGAAAGGGGGCGAGGUGGUUCGCUUGUUUCACGCCGAGCAGGAAAAGUUUCUCACCUGCGACGAGUACAAGAGCCAAAACCACGUCUUCCUGCGGACGACCCUGAGGCAGUCAGCCAGCUCGGCUACCAGCUCCAAUGCACUGUGGGAGAUAGAGGUUGUCCAUCAUGACCCGUGUCGCGGGGGGGCGGGACACUGGAACAGCCUCUAUCGCUUCAAACACCUGGCUACCGGCAACUACCUGGCUGCGGAGGAGAACCCUGGGUACAAAGGAGACCACGCGGAGCCGGUGUCCUCGGUGAGUCUGCUUGUCGACGCCGGCGAGUCUGAAAGCGAUAAAAUGGACAGUCGCAGCAUCAAACGCUCCCACGGCGAGAGGAUCAAGUACAAGCUGGUGGCGGUGGCUCACGGGAGCGACAUCGCCUCACUUUUCGAGCUAGACCCGACGACGCUGCAGAAGACCGACUCAUUUGUUCCGCGGAACUCGUACGUACGGCUGAGACACCUGUGCACCAACACCUGGAUCCAGAGCACCAACGUCCCCAUCGACAUCGACGAGGAGAGGCCCAUCAGGCUCAUGUUAGGAACAUGUCCCACCAAAGAGGACAAGGAGGCCUUCGCCAUCGUCUCCGUCCCUGUAAUGGAGAUCAGAGAUCUGGACUUUGCCAACGACGCCAGCGCCAUGCUGAGCACCGUGGUGGAGCAGUUCAGCCAGGGCUUCAUCAGCCAGAACGACCGGCGGUUUGCCAUUAAACUGCUCGAGGACGUGGUGUUCUUCGUGGCUGAUGUCAUCAAUAGCGGUCAGGCGGUCCUGGAUGUGACCAUGACCAAAGCCAACCGAGAGAGGCAGAAGCUGAUGAGGGAGCAAAACAUCCUCAAACAGAUCUUCGGCAUCCUGAAGGCUCCCUUUAAAGACCGGGGCGGAGGGGAGGGUCCUCUGCUGCGUCUGGAGGAGCUGGCAGACCAGAAAAACUCUCCCUACCAGUACAUGUUCAGACUCUGCUACAGAGUCUUGAGACACUCCCAGGAGGACUACCGCAAGAACCAGGAACACAUAGCGAAGCAGUUCGGGGUGAUGCAGAGUCAGAUUGGUUACGACAUCCUGGCCGAGGACACCAUCACCGCCCUCCUGCACAACAACCGGAAAUUGUUGGAGAAGCACAUCACCAAGACCGAGGUAGAGACCUUCGUCAGCCUGGUCCGCAAGAACCGAGAGCCCAGGUUUCUCGACUACCUGUCGGACCUUUGUGUAUCCAACAACAUCGCCAUCCCCGUCACUCAGGAGCUCAUCUGUAAAUGUGUGCUGGAACCCAAAAACCAGGACAUCCUCAUCAAGACAGAACGUCGUGUGCCCAAAGAUGCGCCCACUGGUGGUGGUCAGGCGGACUACCUGGGGAUGGAUGACUAUGGAGAUGAGGAUGAGGUGUGGCUGGUGUGGACGGACAAAACCAAUGAGAGACAGGAGAAGGGCAUCAGACAGUUGGCUCAGGAGGCGAGACAAGGGAAUGCCCACGAUGAGAACGUCCUCACAUACUACAGGUACCAGCUGAAGCUCUUUGCGCGAAUGUGUCUGGACCGCCAAUACCUGGCCAUCGAUGAAAUCUCCAAGCAGCUGGACGUAGAGCUCAUCUUCCUGUGCAUGAUGGACGAGACGCUGCCCUUUGACCUUCGAGCAUCCUUCUGUCGCCUCAUGCUCCACGCCCACGUAGACCGAGACCCUCAGGAACUGGUGACACCUGUCAAGUUUGCCCGCCUAUGGACAGAGAUCCCUACCUCCAUCACCAUCAAAGAUUAUGACUCCAACAUGGACGACAGCAGGGACAACAAGAAAAACCGGUUCUCUAAUACAAUGGUGUUCAUGGAGGAAUAUCUCAACAACGUCCUGAACGACGAGCUUCCUUUCCACGACGAGGAGAAAAACAAACUCACGUAUGAGGUGGUGAGCUUGGCCAGACAUUUGAUCUACUUUGGUUUCUACAGUUUCUUCGAGCUGCUCCGACUCACCAGAACCCUGCUAGGCAUCAUCGACUGUAGACCCCAUCCUGGGUACAAUGGGCUUUUAUUACAUGAUGAUGGAUCAGGGAAGAACGUAAAACGCUCUAUCCAUGGGAUGGGUCAGAUGAUGUCCACCAUGGUCCUUAGCAGGAAGCAGUCCUUAUUUGGAGGUGCCGGAGCCAGAGGGGCAGGAGUAGGGGCGGGACUUGCGAUUGAUGGACAGAGAGGCAGCAAAGAUAGCAUCGACAAGAUGGACCUGACGGUGAUGGAUACGAAGCUGAAGAUACUGGAGAUACUACAGUUCAUCCUCAACGUGCGUCUGGACUACCGCCUCUCCUUUCUGCUGUCGGUGUUCAAGAAGGAGUUUGUGGACGUUUAUCCGAUGGCCGACGCCGACGCCACCACCAACAUGGAGCACGCAGCCACCAUCAACCUGCAGCACAUCGGCGAGCAGGCCGAGGCCAUGUUUGGAGUCGGGAAGGGGAACAGCAUCCUGGAGGUGGACGACGAAGGCGGCCGUAUGUUCCUGCGAGUGCUAACCCACCUCACCAUGCACGACUACCCCCCCCUGGUGUCUGGAGCCCUGCAGCUGCUCUUCAGGCACUUCAGCCAGAGACAGGAAGUGCUGCACACCUUCAAACAGGUCCAGCUGCUGAUCUCGGCUCAGGACGUAGAGAACUACAAGCUGAUCAAAGCGGAUCUGGAUCGUCUGCGUACGCUGGUGGAGAAGUCUGAGCUGUGGGUAGAGAAGAAGAGCUCAGGUGGAGAAGACGGGAAGAAGGACAAGAAGGACAAAGGACAGGGGGCAUCAGAGAAGGCGACGCCACAGAAGGACACGCAGGAGAAGGGCAACGAGAACUACCAGAAGGUCAAAGAGAUCCUGGAGCGGCUGAACAAGAUGUGCAGCAGUGGAGUCUGGAAGAAGCAGCAAAGGCUGCUGAAGAACAUGGGAGCCCACAAAGUGAUGCUGGACCUGCUGCAGGUGUCCUACGACCUGAACGACGUGAAGAUGCAGGAGAUCAUCAGGUACACUCAUCUGUUCCUGCAGAAGUUCUGCACGGGGAACCAGGAGAACCAGACUCUGCUGCACAAGAACCUGAGCCUCUUCCUGAACCCCGGGCUGCAGGAGGCGGAGACGGUGCAGCACAUCUUCUGCAACAACUACCAGCUGUGCAGCGAGAUCUCUGAGAGCGUCCUGCAGCACUUCAUCCACUGCCUGGCCACGCACGGCCGCCACGUCCAGUACCUCAACUUCCUCCACACCAUCAUCAAGGCCGAGGGCAAGUACGUGAAGAAGUGUCAGGACAUGAUCAUGACGGAGUUAACCAACGCCGGCGAGGACGUGGUGGUCUUCUACAACGACAAGGCCUCCUUCAACGUGAUGCUGGAGCUGAUGGCGGAGAGCAGGGAGGGGGUCGGAGACAGCAGCCCGCUCAGGUAUCACAUCUCUCUGGUGGAGCUCCUGGCAGCCUGCGCUGAGGGGAAGAACGUCUACACGGAGAUCAAGUGUACGUCCCUGCUUCCUCUGGAGGACGUGGUCCGAGUGGUGACCCACGAGGACUGCAUCACCGAGGUGAAGGUGGCCUAUGUGAACUUUGUAAAUCACUGCUAUGUGGACACAGAGGUGGAGAUGAAGGAGAUCUACACGUCCAAUCACAUCUGGAAGCUGUUUGAGGACUUCACUGUGGACAUGGCCCGGGUUUGCAAAAAGCGUGAGAAACGUUUGUCUGAUCCCAUCCUGGAGAAAUAUAUCAUCAACGUGGUGUUCGACACCAUCAACGCCUUCUUCAGCUCCCCCUUCUCUGAGAACAGCACGUCUCUGCAGACUCACUACACCAUUGUGACUCACCUGCUCCAGUCCUCUGUCCGGCUGCUGGACUGUCCCUGGCUGCAGCAGCAGCAUCGAGGACAAGUGGAGACCUGCAUCAAGACCCUCGCUAUGACAGCUAAGAGUCGCUCCAUCUCUCUAUCUCUGGACCUGGAGGCUCAGAUCAGCAUCAUGUUGUCUAGCUCCGCACACAACUCUCUGUCCCGCUCCAACCCCAACUACAAGUCCUCCUCGAGGUCCUCCCGGCCCGUCGCCCCCAGCAACCCCUGGGACUACAAGAACAUCAUUGAGAAGCUGCAGGACAUAAUUAACACCCUGGAGGAGCGUCUGAAGCCUCUGGUGAAUGCUGAGCUAUCGGUGCUGGUGGACGUCCUCCACCAGCCGGAGCUUCUCUUCCUGGAGGGAACUGACGCCCGGCAGCGCUGCGAGUCGGGGGGCUUCAUCUCCAAGCUGAUCCAACACACCAAAGCACUGAUGAGUUCAGAGGAGAAGUUGUGCAUCAAAGUUCUGAGAACUCUGCAGGAAAUGCUGAUCAGGACUCUGGACUUUGAUGAGAAGGGAAUCUCCCUGCGGAAGGUGCUGCUGCAGAACUACUUGUUCCCGAACAAGAAGAACCACCUGAAGACGGAGCUGGCCGAGCUGGGAGCCGCGGGCGGGGAGCAGGAGCGGGACUGGGCGGCCGUGGCCUCCGUUCAGUGUCGCCUGGACAGAGAAGGAGGAACCAAGCUCUUCACCGACCUGGUCAUGAGCUCCAAGAAUGACAAGAUCUUCCAGGAGAGCAUCCAGCUGGCCAUCUGUUUGCUGGAGGGGGGGAACACAGAGAUACAGAACUCCUUCUACAAGCUGAUGAUGGGAGACAACAAGUCGGAGAAGUUCUUCAAAGUUCUCCACGAGCGGAUGAAGGAGGCGCAGACGGACAUCAAGGCCACGGUGUCGGUGAACGUGGGCGAGAUGACGCACAAGGCCAGUGAGAAGGAGCUGGAGACUGGUGGCUCGGCGGCCCUGGUGCUUCCUGGGACAGGAAGUCACCCGUUGUUGUCCCAGUCCAUCGCCCCGGCGGCCUCCGCCCUGCCCGUCCCGCCGGCGGUGGAGCAGAGGGAGGUGGAGAUGGAGAUGGGGCCGGCCGUGACCAUCAUGAAACCCAUCCUGAGGUUCCUGCAGCUGCUCUGUGAGAACCACAACCACGACCUGCAGAACUUCCUGCGAUGUCAGAACAACAAAACCAACUACAACCUGGUGUGCGAGACGCUUCAGUUUCUGGACAUCAUGUGUGGAAGCACCACCGGGGGCCUGGGCCUGCUGGGCCUCUACAUCAACGAAUCAAAUGUCCACCUGAUCACUCAGACCUUGGAGACACUCACUGAGUACUGCCAGGGCCCGUGCCAGGAGAACCAGACCUGCAUCGUGACCCACGAGUCCAACGGCAUCGACAUCAUCACAGCGCUGAUCCUGAAUGACAUCAGUCCUCUGUGUCGGUAUCGGAUGGAGAUGGUGCUCCAGCUGAAGGAUAACGCCUCCAAGCUGCUGUUGGCUCUGAUGGAGAGUCGCCAUGACAGCGAGAACGCAGAGAGGAUCCUGUUCAACCUCCGACCUCGAGAGCUGGUAGAGGUGAUAAAGAAGGCCUACCAACAGGACAGUGAGUGUGAGGGGGGGGAGGUUUCUCCCCGCGAGGUGGGACACAACAUCUACAUCCUGGCUCAGCAGCUGGCCAGACACAACAAGCUCCUCCAGAACCUCCUGAAACCUCAGAAGAACAGUAAAGAGGGAGAGGAGGGAAUCUCCUCUAUGUUGAACAACCUGAACAACCGCCCUCUGUCCCAGAUGUUGAAGUCUUCAGCUCCAGCUGCUGUGGUGGAACAGGACCCUCUGGAGUACUACGACCUGCUCACCUCACAGAUAGAGAUCGUCCGUGACGACCGCAGCAUGGAGCAGAUCGUGUUUCCGGUUCAUCCCAUCUGUGAGUUUCUGACCGAGGAGUCAAAGACCAGAGUGUUCAACACCACAGAGCAAGACGAGCAGGGGUCAAAGGUCACGCACUUCUUCGAGCAAACCUCCUUCCUGCACGGGGAGAUGGAGUGGCAGAAGAAGCUGAGGAGUAUGCCGGUGUUGUACUGGUUCUCCGGGAGGAUGUCGCUGUGGGGAACCAUCUCCUUCAACCUCGCCGUCUUCAUCAACCUCAUCAUCGCCUUCUUCUACCCCUACGCUUCAGGACAAGCGGGGGCCAUCGAUGACUCCCUGCUGCUGAUGCUGUUCUGGAUCCUGGCGGGCCUCUCGGUUCUGGGUCUGUUCUCUCAGCGGUACGGCCUGCAGCCUCUCACCAUCGCUCUGAUCCUCCGCUCCAUCUACCACCUCGGCAUCGGCAACACACUCAUCCUGCUGGGCUCCCUCAACCUGAUCAACAAGGUGGUGUUUGUGGUGAGCUUUGUGGGAAACAACGGGACGUUUAUUAUGGGAUACAAAGCCAUGGUGAUGGACGUGGAGUUCAUCUACCACCUGGCCUACGUCCUCACCUCCACCCUGGGACUGUUUGUCCACGAGCUCUUCUACAGCAUCCUGCUGUUUGACCUGAUCUACCGGGAGGAGACCCUGUUCAACGUGAUAAAGAGCGUGACCCGUAACGGGCGCUCCAUCCUGCUGACGGCUCUGCUGGCGCUUAUCUUGGUCUACCUGUUCUCCAUCGUGGGCUUCCUGUGCCUGAAGGACGACUUCAUCAUGGAGGUGGACCCGCUGCUCCAGCUGGCUGCAGCUCCUCAGCAGAAUGAGGCCUCUCAGGACUUCCUCAAGUCGUGUUCUACUGACGGAGUCAGCUGCUCCUCGGAGGCCGUUGCCGAGGACGAAGCAGAGCCGGACGCAGAGCGAGCAUGCGACACCCUGCUGAUGUGCAUCGUCACCGUGCUGAACCACGGGCUGAGGAACGGAGGGGGGGUUGGGGACGUGCUGCGUAAACCCUCCAAGAACGAGCCGUUGUUUGCGGCGCGUGUCGUUUACGACCUGCUCUUCUACUUCAUCGUCAUCAUCAUCGUCCUCAACCUGAUCUUCGGCGUAAUCAUCGACACAUUUGCAGACUUGAGGAGCGAGAAGCAGAAGAAGGAGGAGGUGCUGAAGACCACGUGCUUCAUCUGCGGUCUGGAGAGAGACAAGUUUGACAACAAAACGGUGUCCUUCGAGGAGCACAUCAAGCUGGAGCACAAUAUCUGGAACUACCUGUACUUCAUUGUCUUGGUGCGUGAGAAGAACAAGACGGACUACACUGGACCCGAGAGCUACGUGGCCCACAUGAUCAAAAACAACAACCUGGACUGGUUCCCACGGAUGCAGGCGAUGUCUCUGGUGGUAACCGACGGCGACGGGGAGCAGAACGAGAUGAGGAUGCUGCAGGACAAGCUGGCGUCGACGAUGAAGGUGGUGAUCACGCUGACCACCCAGCUGACGGAGCUGAAGGAGCAGAUGACCGAGCAGAGGAAGAGGAGGCAGAGGAUGGGAUUCGCUGACCACCAAUCAGGAGCCGGCGCCGCGCUGCCACCGAGCGCCGCGGGGGGGAACCACCAGAUGUACAAAUCAUAAACCCAAUGCAGAAAAUAUCGGUAGAGGGUUAACUUGAGCCAUAAAAACACAGAUUUCCAGUUAGCUUUAGCUUUAGCUCCGGAUGUGUAAAAGAAAGAACUGGUUUGGUUCAUCCUCCUUCAGUCUCUGUUUCUGGGUCAUUGUGAGACUUUAGGAAGAUGUUGUUGUGAUUCUAGUUUGGGCCACAAGAGGCAACAACACCUCACGCUGCGACAUCGUCCAUGUAAUGAGGUUAUUUUAGCUUCAGUGGACGGUUCAUUGUUAAAAUGAACAACACAACAAAGCAGUAGAAUGUUUUUGAAAUUUAGAGAAAAAAGGAAGGAUCCAUUGGAGCCAAAUCCAGGUCAAAAGUUUUGUUAAUUCGAAAAAAAAAUGUGAAUCUGAAAGUUCAGGUUUUGUUGUUGAACAUUGAAAAAUGCAACACUGUAUUCAAAAUAAAAAUAAGUGGACAAAAAAUAUUUUUUCUUUUAACACUGUAGCUAGCUCAGUACAGACACUGGAUUAUACUAAAAUAAUCUUUACUGUAUCUCUUCACAGACAGGUACACACUGAGCUGGGGGGGGGGG
Messenger RNA from Pungitius pungitius (ninespine stickleback), 8988 nucleotides. It is a transcript of the gene itpr3, whose product is annotated as inositol 1,4,5-trisphosphate receptor, type 3. NCBI's taxonomy places the organism in Eukaryota, Metazoa, Chordata, Actinopteri, Perciformes, Gasterosteidae. Bases 332 to 8422 code for a protein of 2696 amino acids. Gene Ontology annotation, biological process: calcium ion transmembrane transport. The record is from RefSeq and is a predicted model, not a curated record. The transcript is spliced from 60 exons. Gene Ontology annotation, molecular function: inositol 1,4,5 trisphosphate binding; inositol 1,4,5-trisphosphate-gated calcium channel activity. Gene Ontology annotation, cellular component: membrane; endoplasmic reticulum.